This is a messenger RNA of Anastrepha ludens (Mexican fruit fly), 3293 nucleotides long. It is a transcript of the gene Keap1, whose product is annotated as kelch-like ECH-associated protein 1B. The coding region runs from base 202 to 2475 and encodes 757 amino acids. The transcript has 6 exons. Gene Ontology annotation, molecular function: protein binding. The record is from RefSeq and is a predicted model, not a curated record. NCBI's taxonomy places the organism in Eukaryota, Metazoa, Arthropoda, Insecta, Diptera, Tephritidae.
AUAUUGAGUACCGACAUUUUUCUGAAGUAAUAGGCAUUGACUAAUCAACACAUAACUAAUAGAUUUCCAUGUUUAAGAACUAGGUUUUUAAGUUUUUGUUUUCCAUUAAAAACGGUUGAGAAAAAGUUUUUCGAUGGUUCCAGAGGAUUAGGUUUGAUAUUUUAGCUUUUGUGAUAAUAAAGAAUAUAUUCCGAAACGGAGAUGAGCAACACUACUAAUUCUGCAAAUAAUUGCCAAAAUGAUUUUAUAUUUCGUAACCCGUGUUCAUAUAAUACACCUAUAGCUGAACAGGAAGAUGUAGACGACCGGGACGAUGAUAUGACCUUUUGCAUGUCAAAUUAUGCCAAAGAAGUUUUAAAGAUGAUGUUUAUGAUGCGAUCGCACAAUAUGCUUACAGAUGUCAUACUAGAAGUAAAACAUGAACUAUUUCCCGCCCACAAAGUAGUUUUGUCAGCAGCAUCUCCUUAUUUUAAAGCUAUGUUUACGGGAGGCUUAAAAGAAUCUGAAAUGUCACGAGUUCAGCUGCAAGGAGUUUGCCCCACAGCAAUGGGUCGUAUAAUAUAUUUCAUGUAUACAGGCCAUAUACGUGUUACAGAAGUGACGGUCUGCCAAUUACUACCUGCUGCAACUAUGUUCCAAGUGCCAAACGUUAUUAAUGCUUGCUGCGCGUUUUUAGAGAGGCAAUUGGAUCCAACGAAUGCUAUCGGAAUAGCGAACUUUGCUGAACAGCAUGGCUGCUCAGAACUGCAAAGAAAAGCCAACCAUUUCAUUGAAAGACAUUUUACACAGGUGUGCCAGGAAGAGGAGUUUCUCCAACUGAAUGCUUGUCAAUUAAUUGCUUUAAUACGUCGCGAUGAGUUAAAUGUUCAAGAAGAGCGCGAAGUAUAUAAUGCCGUACUUAAAUGGGUUAAGUAUGAUGAAGAUAAUCGUUAUCCAAAAAUGGAACACAUUCUUUGUGCUGUUCGUUGUCAAUUCCUGACACCCAAUUUUCUCAAAGAACAAAUGAGAAACUGUGAUGUGCUACGAAAGGUGCCGGCCUGUCGAGAAUAUUUAGCAAAGAUAUUCAAAGACCUGACUUUACACAAACGGCCGGUAGUGAAAGAACGUACACCAAAUACGACUCGAAUGAUUUUUGUAGCAGGAGGAUUUUUUCGGCAAUCAUUAGACAUACUUGAAGCUUAUAAUGUGGAUGACAAGGCGUGGACAACAUUACCGAAUUUGCGAAUUCCCCGAUCUGGUCUUGGUGCAGCAUUCUUGAAAGGAACUUUCUAUGCUGUGGGAGGACGAAAUAAUUCAAUUGGUUCUUCAUAUGAUUCAGAUUGGGUGGAUCGUUAUAAUGCCGCAACAGAACAAUGGCGCGCAUGCGCUCCAAUGACAGUACCACGCCACAGAGUGGGUGUUGCCGUAAUGGAUGAGUUGAUGUACGCAGUUGGUGGAUCCGCUGGAUCGGAAUAUCACAAUUCAGUUGAAUAUUAUGAGCCAGAUCAAGAUCGAUGGACACUAGUGCAGCCAAUGCAUGAAAAACGCUUAGGUGUAGGUGUGGUUGUUGUGAAUCGUUUAUUAUAUGCUAUUGGAGGAUUUAAUGGAACUGAUCGCCUCACAACUGUAGAAUGCUACCACCCUGAAAAUAAUGAAUGGACCUUUGUGCAGCCAAUGCAAUAUGAGCGGAGUGGUGCUGGUGUCGCUGCCAUAAACCAAUAUAUUUAUGUAGUUGGUGGAUUUGAUGGAACACGCCAACUUGCCACGGUAGAACGAUAUGAUACUGAAAAUCAAAUUUGGGAAUCUGUGGCAUCCGUGCGAAUUGCGCGCAGCGCUUUAUCUCUUACCUCUUUAGAUGGAAAGCUUUAUGCAAUUGGAGGAUUUGAUGGUACGAAUUUUCUGUCGAUCGUUGAGGUAUAUGAUCCUAAAACUAACACAUGGGAGCAAGGUACUCCUCUAAACUCUGGGCGUUCCGGUCAUGCAUCAGCAGUGAUAUAUCAACCAUCUUGCGCUACAAACUUUAUGGAUUGUAUGGACAGUGAAACAACUAAACGUGGUGGGAGUGAUCCAUGUCCUGACGAAUCAUCAAGCAGUAGAAAUAUUAGUCAAAUAGGGCAUAAUGUUGAAGGUUCUACAAGUGGAAACUCUUACAUGCAUUUCCACCCCAGUUUUGGCGGGAGUAGCUGUAGAAAUUGUGAUCGUGAUUUACAAGCAAACAAAGAUAUUAAAAAGAAAGUUUCAAAUUUAUACAACCCAACAUUGCUAGAUACCUUAGAGAACGUAAACCUCUGUAGUGAAAUUAUGCAAUAUCAGGUGAAAACGCCUGCUGCUGAUCUAGUCGGGACUCCAGAAAUUAAGCAGGAGAAUUUUAAAUAUUCUAAAUGUAGUAAACAUGUUCUAAUACGAUAUUUAAAAAAUAUAGCUACCGGACAAUUAUUUUAUCAAUAUUAUCACGAGCUACGAGAAAGGCAUUGCAAGAUACAGGUUUUAGUAUAAUAAUCUUUUGUUUUAAAAUUAUAUAUAUUGUAAUAUUUUAGAUACUUAAAUAUAUGCUCCUAUAUAUUUAUAUAUGUAUGUAUGUGGCUUAGGCAAGAGUGAAAAGUCGUUCAUAGGUCUGCAGCAGCAGAUAAGUGAGAGAAUUGAAACUAUUUGGCAUUGCACUGGUUCGUUAUAUAUUUUUUAAAGCCAUUUUGUUUUUAUGUAAAAUACUAGCUGUACCCGGCGCGCGUUGCUACGCCAACAACUAAAAUAAAUUUAAGAAAAAUAACUUCAAAGAAAAAUCAGUACGCAAAUAUUCAAUUCAUUCUAAACCAUUUUAUUGAUUUUGAUUAUUUCAAAAAAAUCGGUUGAACGGGGCAGAAGUUGCUACUCUGCAGCGCCACCUGGUGGUGAGUGGCAGCAAUGAGCAUAUUCUACAAACCUUCUCCGUGGAAAAAUACAUAUAUAUAUAUACCAAUUUUUAUAAUAAUCGGUCCAGUUUUUGAGUUCAUCGAGGACAUACAGACAAACAUUCAUUUUUAUAUAUAAAGAUUAUGUAUAUACAGAAAUAGGAAUCAAUUUGGAUUAUAUUUUCUUUAGUGAGAGUUUGGUAUCUGGUUCGAAAUUGUAUUGUAUUAAUAACAACAGUCAUGAUGUUUUCUUUUCUCGCAGUAAUGUCACAAUGGCUGUUUACAUACAACUUCAGCAUUGCUUUUGCUUUCAGUUCGCUUUGACGCAGCGCGUUAAACUCUAGUGCUUGCUACAAUGAACGCUUUUGGUAAAUUAAUUGUAGUAAAAUUUAUUAUUUACAAUAAUAACUGCAUUUGCUAAAUUUA